Molecule: messenger RNA, 1119 nt
Organism: Hypomesus transpacificus
Lineage: Eukaryota; Metazoa; Chordata; Actinopteri; Osmeriformes; Osmeridae
Product: pancreatic secretory granule membrane major glycoprotein GP2-like
Exons: 3
Coding region: 1-1119 (372 amino acids)
Biological process (GO): neutrophil migration
Cellular component (GO): cell surface; apical plasma membrane
Source: RefSeq, a predicted model, not a curated record
AUGCGUCCUAUAAUGAUGAUGACAAGGGGCUUGCUGUUGUUCCUGUGCCUACAAUCAGCUUUUGCCACGACCACUCCAGCUGUUCCCACAACAACCUCCAUCUCUGUGGUGUUCCUGUGUGGGGGCACACCUUGCCCAGCAGGCCAGGACUGUCUCAGUGUUAAUGGAGCUCUUCGCUGUGCUGACCCCUGUGAGCAGUACUUAGUCCUGGACGAUGCCUGGCGCUCAACAGGAUACGGGCGUUCCAAUAAGUGUGAUAAUGGGUUUAGUGGGCAGGGAUGGUAUCGUAUGUUCCUGGAUGGGAACAGCACCCAGAUGUCAGACACGUGUGUGGAUGUAAAUAGGUGUGGGACCCAGUUUCCUCUGUGGCUCAGUUCCCCUCACCCCCUGCUGGGAGACGGGGUGGUGGAAGGUGAUGUCUGUGGACACAGGAAAUACAGCUACUGGAACGGUCAGAGAAGUACUUGGUAUGACAACUGCUGCUACCACAGACACAAUAUCCACGUGAAAGCCUGUCCCGACAACUACUACGUCUACAAGUUUGUCCGACCAAAUGUUUGUUACUCGGCUUAUUGUGCAGCUGUUCCCACGACAACUCCAGCUGUUCCCACGACAACUCCAGCUGUUCCCACAACAAACUCUAGCUCUGUGAGGUUUUGGUGUGGGGCCACACCUUGCCCAGCAGGCCAGGACUGUCUCAGUGUCAACGGAGCUCUUCGCUGUGCUGACCCCUGUGAGCAGUACUCAGUCCUGGACAAUGCCUGGCGCUCAACAGGUUACGGCCGUUCCAAUAAGUGUGAUCGGUUUAGUGGGCAGGGAUGGUAUCGUAUGUUCCUGGAUGGGAACAGCACCCAGAUACCAGAGACGUGUGUGGAGGCAAACAGGUGUGGAACCAGGUAUCCUCUGUGGCUCAGUUCCCCUCACCCCCUGCUGGGAGACGGGCUGGUGGAACGUGAUGUCUGUGGACACAGGAAAUACUACAGCUAUGGGAGUGGGUGGAUGGACACCUGCUGCUACUACAGACAGAAUAUCCAUGUGAAAUCCUGUCCUGGCAACUACUACGUCUACAAGUUGGUCCGGCUGACUAAUUGUUACUCUGCUUAUUGUGCAGGUAUGUAG